AUGUCAACAAAAUCUCAAGGUAUUAUAAUUGGUACUCGUCGUAGUUGUCGUCGUCGUCGUCGUAGUCGUCGUAAUAGUAGUAGUAGUAGUCGUCGUCGUAGUCGUCUUCUACUCUAA
This is a messenger RNA of Heterostelium album PN500, 117 nucleotides long. RefSeq lists its product as uncharacterized. Lineage: Eukaryota; Evosea; Eumycetozoa; Acytosteliales; Acytosteliaceae. The transcript has 3 exons. The coding region runs from base 1 to 117 and encodes 38 amino acids. The record is from RefSeq and is a predicted model, not a curated record.